UGGGGGCGGCUCGGUGUCUACGCAGCUGGCCUCGGGAACCUGCCACACCAGUGGCCCGCGUGCCAGGAAGGGGAGGCCUGCUUUGGAGUCUCUCUGAGGCUUUAUUUUGAAUCUCUGGGACUCGCAGAUGUAGGUUGGAGAAAGUAGGGGCCAUUCCGGUCAGACGAGAGGGGAAGCGAGACCCAGAGAAGACCCCGUGGGGAAGUGGAGGCUUUCUAGGACAGUGAGAGCCGGAUUUGAGAACAUGAAUGAAGCAUUGUUCUUUCUAGUUCGCGUGCAGGAGUUAGCAUGUAAAUCAGACCGCAAAGACCAGGUGACGGGACAGACGAUGGGCCGAGGGCUGUUGUUCGGAGGAGGCCACAAAUACAGGAUAUAGGCUUUCUAGGUGGAGAAGGGAGCCAAUGGCAAGGAGUUUAAGGUAGAGCUUGCAGGACUUAGUGCUGAGUUGGAGGCGAAGUGUUUGGGAGAAGGAGGAACCAAGGACUUACUAAAGGAAGAUAGUUUGGAAAGUAACAUCCGGAGUUGUCAUUUGAACAAACUAAGUUGGAUGACAACAGCAACACGACAAGAAGUUCUUGGCCUCUACCGCAGCAUUUUCAGGCUCGCGAGGAAGUGGCAGGCGGCAUCAGGGCAGAUGGAAGACACCAUUAAGGAAAAACAGUACAUACUAAAUGAAGCCAGAACGCUGUUCCAGAAAAACAAAAAUCUCACGGACCCAGACCUGAUUAAACAAUGUAUAGAUGAAUGCACAGCCAGGAUUGAAAUUGGACUUCAUUACCAGAUUCCUUACCCAAGGCCAAUUCACCUACCUCCAAUGGGCCUCACCUCCCUUCGAGGCCGGGGACUUCGAAGCCAAGAGAAACUGAGGAAACUCUCCAAACCAGUGUAUCUCAAGUCUUAUGAUGAAGUUUCCUAAUCCAGAAGGAAGUUUAUUUCUGAGAAUGAUGAGCCAACAUGAUCUUGAAUGUAAACCAGAUGUCAAAACCCAUCUCCUUAACCAGGGGCAAAAAUCCAAGUGUCUUCUUAAGAUGUGUAAAACUUUGUGCUUAUUAUACAUCCAUAGAGUUUGUCAGAGUCUUGCUGCCUGAGUGGAUGACAUUAACCUGGAGGUCAGGGGCCUUAAGCGCCCUGAAAACACUGUUGGAGAUAAGACUAAGUCCUGUGGGAGGAAGGAUGAGAGUGAUGGAGCUUCUCACGGGAAUGCUGUUCACCGACAGACCAGCUGAUGCAAACUGCUGAAAGUCCUCAUGACUGCUAUAAAACUGCAUGCCACCCUCGGAAUGUUUUUAAACUUUUUUUUUUUCCAAGUUAAAGAUUUGCGUAAAAGUAGGGUUUUCUGAGUGUGCUCUUUGAUUCCCCUUAAAAGGGGCAUCACUGAAUUGACUGUAGUUUCUCAAAGAAUUUUUAUAUGAACCAUUCCUCCCCCAUACACAUAAAGAAAAGUACAUGUCAUAGUUAAAUUGCAUAUGGUUAUCUUAAAGAUGCACUUAAGAUCUGUAAAGCUCACUUGAAACUCAUACUGCAUUCAUUCUGAAUGUUUUACCUUAACAUAAUUAAAAAUACAAGGCCCCAGUUGGCUUUCAGAUUAUGUCUAAACACAAGUGAGACAGAUAGAUCAAAACACAAAGAAUUUACAGCCCUGCAUGUAUGGAGUCAGAGUCCCUUGUCGAGUCAUUUGUGCAUCAGUGUCAUUUCCUCUUACCUCCAAAGAGGAUGGGCAUCACCAAUAAAGACAAAUCUCUAUUAA
Messenger RNA from Oryctolagus cuniculus (rabbit), 1747 nucleotides. Lineage: Eukaryota; Metazoa; Chordata; Mammalia; Lagomorpha; Leporidae. The record is from RefSeq and is a predicted model, not a curated record.